AUGGUAAGGGCCCUUAAAAGACAGGGUCCCCAAGGCCCCAGCAGCGUAAGCCAACAGGGGGCGCACACGGGGGGCCCCCAGGACUAUGGGAGCCUCCAUAAAGAGGGGCCCAGGGGGCCCCCAGGGCCUCAAAGCCCUCCAUCCGAGGGCCCCAAAGGGGCCCCUUCAGGAGGGGCCCAGAGGGCCCCCCUUGGGCCAGGGGUACCCUGGGCCCUAAGGCCACGGGGGAGCCCCGUGGGGCCCUGGGGGGCCCCCUUUGGGCCGUGGAGAGGGGAGGCUCUAGACCCUGGGGCCAUGGGGGGCCCCCUGGGCCCCCAUGAGGGCCCCGUGGGCCCCCACGAGGGUCCCCUGGGCCCCCACCAGGGCCCCAUGGGGGCCCCACAAGGUCACCAUGGGGGCCCCACGGGGGUCUACGGGGGCCCCACGGGGGCCCCCAUAGGGUACAAAGGGGAUUCAUAG
Messenger RNA from Eimeria acervulina, 459 nucleotides. RefSeq lists its product as hypothetical. The transcript has a single exon. The coding region runs from base 1 to 459 and encodes 152 amino acids. The record is from RefSeq and is a predicted model, not a curated record. Lineage: Eukaryota; Apicomplexa; Conoidasida; Eucoccidiorida; Eimeriidae.